Messenger RNA from Trichosurus vulpecula (common brushtail), 3203 nucleotides. It is a transcript of the gene PGR, whose product is annotated as progesterone receptor. The transcript has 8 exons. NCBI's taxonomy places the organism in Eukaryota, Metazoa, Chordata, Mammalia, Diprotodontia, Phalangeridae. The record is from RefSeq and is a predicted model, not a curated record. Gene Ontology annotation, cellular component: nucleus. The coding region runs from base 1 to 2817 and encodes 938 amino acids. Gene Ontology annotation, molecular function: steroid binding; zinc ion binding; nuclear steroid receptor activity. Gene Ontology annotation, biological process: steroid hormone receptor signaling pathway; regulation of DNA-templated transcription.
AUGACAGAGCUGAAGGCAAAGGAUCCCCGGACUUCCCACGUGGUGGAUGGUGCACCUUCCACCUCCGAUGUUCAAUCCCCCCUUUUGGAUCAACCGGACCCCGACCCUUUUCAAUCCGUCCAGAACUCGGAAACCUCUCCUGUGGUCACGGCGCUCCCCAUAUCCCUGGACGGAUUACUCUUCACCAGAAGCAGCGACGAAGAGGAACCGCCGGACGGGAAGGGGGAAGGAGAGCAGGCGCUGCCCGAGGUGGACGGCGCGUAUCCCGUAGUAGGAGCAGGAUCAGGUGGAGGAGGCGGAGGAGGAAGAACUGGCAGCGUCCGACCCGCAGAUAAGGACAGCGGGCUGCUGGACAGUGUCCUGGACACGCUGCUGGCGCCCCCGGGGCCAGGACACGGUCACGCCAGCCCCCCCGCCUGCGUCGCCACCCCCUGGUGCCUCUUUGGCACAGAGCUCCCUGAAGACCCUGGGGCCGCCCCCUCAUCCCAGGGGGCGCUGCCGCCGCUCAUGAACCGGCUGCCGGCCAAGGAGGGAGAAGUCUCAGGUGCUGCGGCCUCGCACAAGGUCCCGCCGGGGGGACCGCCUCUGUCCCGGCCGCUGCUGGCCGCCAGCCCCCAGUGGCCCGACGUAGCCGCUAAGCCGCCGCGGGCCGAGGAUGGGCCCGAGAGCUCGGCGGGGCACCUCCCCAAGGGCAGGUCCAGGGCCUUAGCAAGCGGCGGCGCUGGGGCGGCGGUGGCCACGGCCCCGACCCUGCCGCCCGCGGGAGGCGUCCCCCCGGUACCUAGGGACGAUCCCCGCUUCUCAGCGCCCAGAGCCGGCCCAGCGGCCGAACAGGAGCCGUCGACGGCCCCGGGGCGCUCCCCGCUGGCCACCUCGCUGAUGGACUUCAUCCACCUGCCCGUCCUCCCGAUCAACCCAGCCUUCCUGGCGGCUCGCACCCGGCACCUGCUGGAGGUAGAAGGCUACGAGGGCGGCUCCGGAGCCUUCACGCAGCCCCGGGACUCGCCCGCUUCUUCGUCCACCCCGGGAGCUGGGGGCGACUUCCCGGACUGCGCCUUCCAGCCGGACGCGGAGCCCAAGGACGACGCCUACGCGCUGUACGGAGACUUCCAGCCGCAGACGCUGAAGAUCAAGGAGGAGGAGGAAGGUGGGGACCGCGCAGCCCGCUCCCCGCACUCUUACCUGGUGCCCGGCCCCAACCCGGCUGUCGGCCCAGACUACGCGCUGGGACUCCAGCUGCAGCCUCCGCCGCCGCCGCCGCCGCCCCCGCCCCCGCCGCGGGCGCUGUCGUCCAGACCCGGGGACUUGACAGCCCCAGCCAGCGCUUCCUCCUCGUCCUCCUCCUCUUCGUCGUCCUCCUCCUCAUCCGCAGCCGCCGCAGCCUCGCUCUCCACCCUCGAGUGCAUCCUUUACAAAGCCGAGUCGGCGCCGCCUCAGCCCAGCCCCUUUGGGCCCCUGCACUGCAAAGGGCCGAGCGGAGUCGGCUGCCUCCUGCCGCGGGACAGCCUGCCCUCCACCUCGGCCUCGGCCGCCGCCGCCGGCUCUCCCUCAGCCCUCUACCAACUGAACGGGCUCCCGCAGCUGGGCUACCAGGCAGCAGUUCUGAAGGAGGGCUUGCCGCAGGUCUACCCCCCGUAUCUGAACUACCUGAGGCCAGAUACAGAAGCCAGCCAGAGUCCUCAAUAUGGUUUUGAAUCAUUACCUCAGAAGAUUUGUUUAAUCUGUGGGGAUGAAGCUUCUGGUUGUCACUAUGGAGUCCUUACCUGUGGAAGCUGUAAGGUGUUCUUUAAAAGGGCAAUGGAAGGACAGCAUAACUAUUUAUGUGCUGGGAGAAAUGACUGCAUAGUUGAUAAAAUUCGCAGAAAAAACUGUCCAGCGUGUCGUCUAAGAAAAUGCUGUCAGGCUGGCAUGGUCCUUGGAGGUCGAAAAUUUAAAAAGUUCAAUAAAGUCAGAGUCAUGAGAGCAUUAGAUGCUGUUGCUCUCCCACAGCCAGUGGGCCUUCCAAAUGAAAGCCAAGCUCUAACACAGAGAAUCACCUUUUCACCAAAUCCAGAAGUUCAGUUGAUCCCUUCACUGACCAACCUGUUACUGAGCAUUGAGCCAGAUGUUAUCUAUGCAGGAUAUGACAACACAAAACCUGAAACAUCCAGUUCUUUGCUGACCAGUCUAAAUCAACUAGCUGAGAGGCAACUUCUUUCUGUAGUGAAGUGGUCUAAAUCACUGCCAGGAUUCCGUAACUUACAUAUUGAUGAUCAGAUAACUCUCAUCCAAUAUUCUUGGAUGAGUUUAAUGGUGUUUGGACUGGGGUGGAGAUCAUAUAAGCAUGUCAGUGGCCAAAUGCUAUAUUUUGCACCUGAUCUGAUACUUAAUGAACAGCGAAUGAAAGAUUCAUCAUUUUAUUCCUUAUGCCUUACCAUGUGGCAAAUCCCACAGGAGUUUGUCAAGCUUCAAGUUAGCCAAGAAGAAUUCCUCUGUAUGAAAGUGUUAUUGCUUCUCAAUACAAUUCCAUUGGAAGGGCUGAGAAGUCAGAACCAGUUUGAUGAGAUGAGAUCAAGCUACAUUAGGGAGCUCAUCAAAGCCAUUGGUUUGAGGCAGAAAGGAGUUGUGGCUAGCUCACAGCGUUUCUACCAGCUUACAAGAUUUAUGGACUCCCUGCAUGAUCUUGUGAAACAGCUCCAUCUCUACUGCUUGAACACAUUUAUCCAGUCCCGGGCACUGAGUGUUGAAUUUCCAGAAAUGAUGUCUGAAGUUAUUGCUGCCCAGUUACCCAAGAUCCUUGCAGGGAUGGUGAAACCUCUUCUCUUUCAUAAAAAAUGAAUGUUGAUUUUUUUCUUCUUAAAAAAUGGAUUACAUUUUGUGGAAUUUCUGUUUUGUUUUGGUCAAAAUUUUGGUGUCUUAAAAUUUUUAAAUAUUCUGCUAAUGCCUUAUAUUUGUAAUAUAACAUGCAGAGCAAUUUUAAGAGAGAUAUUGUGGAACACAAAUGAGUUUUCUUUAUAAAGCAUAAUUAGCAUUUUGUAAAUGUUUUGUGUACUCUUAUUUUCUUUAAAAAUUCACAAGAUUGGAAAAGUACUUAAAAUUGAAUGUUAAGCGGAACUUCAUUUACAUUUUAUUUCAUAGAAUUUAAAGAGAAUUUUUUUCCCUAUUACAUCUAACAAACCUUCAACUUAAAAGACAAAUGUACAGAAAAUAAAGUGUUCAUUACA